CCACAGCCAUGAAGCAGUUUAUAGUCUUGUUGUCUAUCAUAGCCGUUUCCGCUGCAGCAUGGGAGCCGGGCCUAAGGAUUAAAUUCAACGUCGGGUUGCGCCCAGGCACGGACUUCUUCUUCGACGUACCGAAGACCGUCGACGCCGCCAUCUCUGAGGGAUGGUCCCUGACCCAACGCAUCAACACCGCGCCCUACCCCUCGCUGGUCCUAUACUGCCCGGCUGACAGAGACCUCUGCGCGUACUUUGACGACCUCGGCUAUAUCGCUGGACUGCAAAUUGCUUUGGCCCAAGACGAGUUUACUGAUGCCAUCUUCGACUGGGAGACACAAGGGUUCACGGAGUGGGUGCCCGCCACCCCCACUGGGGAAAUCAAGAAAUACUGGACCAUCCAACAGUACUUCGUUUCCGAAGCAUAUCUCCUACAAAGCGCAGCAGACCGUGAAGCGAUGCGGAAGGAGGGCGUGCUGCUGCAGGAGGACGCGGUGUGGGUGACCGGCAUCAACCGCGCCAUCGACCGCAUAUCCACCAGCCGUACCGACAUCGAGAACAGCGUCUACACCAGGCAGGCCUGCUUACCUUGGAUGGGUCGUCACUUCUACUACAACAUGUCUGCGGAGACCACCUGCACGGCCAGCACCAUGUACCCGUGGUUCCCGCUGGUGCACUCCGGCCAGCUCAUCGCCACCGGUUUCGUCGUGUUCGGCAAACUGCCCAUUAUCGAGGGCCAGCGCGACUGGUUUGAGAGACCACCCAGACUGGCUGUCCAGGUAAUUGUCCCCCGCGGCCCACAGUGCUUAUACGAUCUGGUCGACUCAGUCGGCUUAUUGACGAUGCAUAUUUACUACGUGGAGAAUCCUUGGACCAUCGGCUGCCUCUUACAGUGAACAUUACAA
Aricia agestis (brown argus) is the source of this 896-nucleotide messenger RNA. RefSeq lists its product as uncharacterized. The record is from RefSeq and is a predicted model, not a curated record. NCBI's taxonomy places the organism in Eukaryota, Metazoa, Arthropoda, Insecta, Lepidoptera, Lycaenidae. Bases 9 to 887 code for a protein of 292 amino acids. The transcript has 7 exons.